Messenger RNA from Uranotaenia lowii, 2610 nucleotides. RefSeq lists its product as uncharacterized. The transcript has 5 exons. NCBI's taxonomy places the organism in Eukaryota, Metazoa, Arthropoda, Insecta, Diptera, Culicidae. Gene Ontology annotation, cellular component: spindle. Gene Ontology annotation, molecular function: protein binding. The coding region runs from base 398 to 2605 and encodes 735 amino acids. Gene Ontology annotation, biological process: establishment of mitotic spindle orientation; regulation of establishment of bipolar cell polarity. The record is from RefSeq and is a predicted model, not a curated record.
UAAAGCCGCAUUCGUAUGUUAGUGAUUGUGCAAGAAGAAAAGUGUAUCGACAACAAAACCUUUAGUCUGCCAGUACGAUUGGUGUUUGAAAUGGGCAUAUGUUCUUCCAGCUCCAUAUAAAGUUCAGAUAAGAAAUGGAGGAAAAUUCAGCCGUGUGUUAGUCAAAGUGUUUUGAUCCAAACUUAUGAACAACAAAAGAAGAAACUGAACGAGAAUGAAGUGAAGGGAAAUUACAAACUCCAAACCAAACACAACCUGAAUGAAGAGAAAUGAUUAGUUCUUAUCAUAAAAGAUCAUCGGCAGUUCGAUAAGAGAGUUGAACCAAAUUCUAACGGAAAUAAUAUGGAAACCAAUCAAAGCCCUAGCCACUAGCCCCCGAAAAACACGCGGAUCCAUCAUGAAUUAUCGCCGCUUAGAAAGCAUCCUGGCCACGACGAGUUCGCCUCCACCUUCGCCGUCAUCAGCUUUGGAUGCAAUCGGUGCCGAUAAUGGCCGGCAGCAGCAACCGCAACCAUUUGGGCAACCAUUUCGCCGCAGCCACACGAUGAGAUCGUCCUUCACGUCGUUGCGAAGUUUGAAAACACGCCUCAAACAUCCGGUGGCUGCUGCGGUCAGUUCCGGAAGCGGGGGUGGCGGCAAGUAUAGCCACCUGGUGGGAUCCCCCGGAAGUGGUCGGCAUCGCCAGCAUUAUCAUCAGAAUGGUCAAAACAUUAGUAGUAGUAACAUCAACGGACAACCCAUCAUCGGCAGCAACUCCUCUCUAACGGCCAAAGCGAACGUCAAAGCCAAGUUGCUGAAGCUGCGGGAAACCUACGCCGAAUUUAGGCGGCUGCAAUCCUCAUCCCAUUCCUCCCUUUCUAGUCAACACAAAUCGAAGGACGCCACCCCCAAUUCCAAACCGGGCAGCGCUAACUUCAAAGUUCCGGAGAAUAUGCCCCCAAAAGCUGCCGCCCUGCUCCUAGAAGGGGCAGGGGGUACCGGUUCAAAAUCCAUCCGAAGGGUGCAAUCACUUCGGAUCACUAGCAGCAGCACUGGACCUCCGGAUGUUUCCAAAACGUACGGAGCAACCAUCGGUGCCAGAGACGUCGUCAAUCGCAAUUUGCAUCAACAGCAGCCGGUACUGAUGGUGCGAAAAGUUAACCGGCAAUCAAGAGGCGGCACCGACGAUGCCCUUGCGGUUAGUGUGGAAUCGCUCAACGACGCCGAUGAUCCGGGCUCGAAUGGACCGACCCGGACAGCCACCAUCCGGAAGAGCUCGGUGUGGGCCAACAGCAGCAGCAAGAUCAGUCUUCCGGAUUUGGUAAGCCGGUCAUUUGCGGACGUCGAGCUCCCCGGUUGCAGGGACGUCAUUUGUCCCUCCCGGAGGACCAGUUCCGGGGCCUCGAAUCGUCAUCAGGAAAGUUUCAAAAGCCGUUCCUCGGGAAAAAGUCAAGCCGGUAGCACUCCAGACGUCGGAGCCAUAGAAAGUGGCGCUCCACCCCCGCUUUCCCCGACGCCUUCGGUCCUAACGGCACCUUUCCUGACCUACGAAAAUGAGCGGCUUUCUCCCACCCUGAACCGGAUGACCAGCGCCAGCAGCCCAAAUCUAAGCACUUCGGCCGGUGGCUUGCGGACCACGAUUCGCAACAAAAUGGACUUCCUGCUUCCUCAUCAGCAACAUCCGGCCGGAUCCCAACCUCAAACGGCAUCCCAAGCGGCGCCUUCCAAACAUCGGCAGUACUCGCCCAAAAUCGUCAAGAAAACCCGGCACCUUUCCACCAGUUCUGCCGACGGAGAUUCCGGAUCAACUUCCGAGAGGCGGCACCUCAGCAGCCCUACCAAGCUCCUGAACCAAAGGGUGGGAAGUCUGAUCGAAACCAAUAACAACAACACCAACAAGGGUGAUCUCUACAACCAAGGAUCGGCCAAUGGAACCCACUCGAUCGAUGCCCUGGUUCUGGCGGCUGGUCCUGGCGGAAUCGGCAAGAUCGGAUCCAGCAGCGAUGGGCUUAGUCCGGUGGCCGCCCCUGUACAUCAACCCGGCCCAUACUGGAAGCAGAAAAUCAUCAAACGGCACCACAAAAGCCAGGCCCAGGCCCAGCUCGAUAAGCUGACCCAGAUCAAUAUUCAUUUGCAUGCUCUAUUUGCAGCCGUCGAGCAUGGUCAUCUGGAGAAGGCCCGCACCAUCCUCGAAAGUACGGACGUGGACGUGAACAGUCUGAACAGUGAUGGCAUUUCGCCGCUGGACGUUGCGGUGCUCAGUAACAACCGCUCGAUGACCAAAAUGCUGCUGCAGCAGGGCGCCGUUGAGAAUGCUCACACCAUUCAAGCGGCCAACAAUAACGUGGGGCUGCAUCUGAACAAUCUGCUGUGCGAGGCCGAAAACACGAUCCACGAGCUGGGAAAUUUCGACGCCGGCAGCGGUGGCCAGCAGCAGCAGCAGUCCGGGGAACGGGGUCAGGGCACCGGAAGUGGUCCCGGAGUGGCCAGCACCGGCAAAACAUCCUUCUCCAACAUUAUCGGUAAGUUUAGCGGGUGUUGUUUUUUUUUAUUCGUUUUAGAGUCUCCUUCUAGUGCCCUCACAGAUAUUCCAUGGGAAGUGCUGGCUUUAUCGGGAUCGAUCUGAUCAAC